UUUAAUUAAUGACUGGAAGUGGCGACAAGGGUUUACCUAUUAUUGGUGUGAUUGAUGAUUAGAAUGGAGGAAGUGACAGGCCUAAAUGGUUCCAGCAACCUAAAUCCUAAAUAGUCAUCAUGCAGAGCUCAGAGAAACCAGCAACGGCAGGCGCUAGACUUAAGGCUUCUCCGAGGGAAGGACCAUUUCCAUUCAAACUGCAAUAUGCAGAAAGAUACAAAGAACUUCACAGGACUCUAUUUUGGUUACUACUCAUCUCCGUUUCGACGAAUACGGCACCUAUAACCAUUCUGCCAUGCUGUCCCAACAGAUUCUAUCGAUUGGUCCACUUGAGUUGGAUGAUUCUGUGGUACGGAUCGUUCAUCCUGGGCUCCUACUGGGAAUUCGUGCUCGUCACCACACAGAGGGUGUCCUUGGACCGCUAUCUAUAUGCCAUCGAGUCCGCCAUCUAUGUAGUUCACAUAUUUUCCAUCAUGCUCCUCACUUGGCAGUGCAGGAACUGGGCUCCAAAGCUGAUGACGAACAUCGUUAGAUCCGACCUGGAUAGAGCCUAUACCAUAGACUGCGGCAGAACCAAGGGAUUUAUUAGGCUGCAGCUGUUUCUGGUGGGGAUUUUCGCAUGUCUAGCGAUCUUCUUCAACAUCUGGACCCAGAACUGCGUUGUAUAUAGGUCGAUCCUGAGCAUCAACAGCUACGCGAUGCCCAAUAUCAUAAGUAGCAUAUCCUUCGUUCAGUACUACCUGCUGCUCCAAGGAAUCGCUUGGCGUCAAAGGCAACUAACCGAAAACCUGGAACGGGAACUAACUCAUUUACACAGUCCCCGAAUAUCUGAGGUCCAGAAAAUCCGAAUGCAUCAUGCGGAUCUGAUUGAUUUUACCAAGGUGGUGAACCGGACCUUUCAGUACUCCAUCCUACUGCUCUUCGUGGGAUGUUUCCUGAACUUCAAUCUCGUUCUGUUCCUCGUCUAUCAGGGCAUUGAGAAUCCGUCGAUGGCUGACUUCGCCAAGUGGGUAUGCAUGCUCCUCUGGCUGGCCAUGCACGUGGGAAAGGUUUGCAGCAUCCUGCACUUCAACCAGAGUAUCCAGAAUGAGCAUUCCAGGUGCUUGACCUUAUUGAGUAGAGUGUCGUGUGCCAGAAAGGAUCUUCAGGAUACCAUUACCCAUUUCAUCGUCCAAAUGCGGACGAAUGUGCGGCAGCAUGUGGUGUGUGGAGUCAUAAAUCUGGACCUCAAAUUUUUAACCACUUUGUUGGUGGCCUCUGCUGAUUUCUUUAUCUUCCUGCUGCAAUACGAUGUCACCUACGAAGCCUUGUCCAAGUCGGUUCAGGGCAAUGUCACUAGAUAUAAGUAGUAGUAUCUGAAUAUCUUAUGAACAUAAAUAAAAAUACAUUAAUUAUGCCUUUUAAAAUUGGCGCCUC
Messenger RNA from Drosophila sechellia, 1416 nucleotides. RefSeq names its product Gustatory receptor 59f (gene Gr59f). Gene Ontology annotation, biological process: chemosensory behavior; male courtship behavior; sensory perception of taste. Gene Ontology annotation, cellular component: axon; dendrite; membrane. Lineage: Eukaryota; Metazoa; Arthropoda; Insecta; Diptera; Drosophilidae. The transcript has 4 exons. The record is from RefSeq and is a predicted model, not a curated record. The coding region runs from base 120 to 1349 and encodes 409 amino acids.